Messenger RNA from Orbicella faveolata, 5634 nucleotides. RefSeq names its product dynein axonemal heavy chain 6-like. NCBI's taxonomy places the organism in Eukaryota, Metazoa, Cnidaria, Anthozoa, Scleractinia, Merulinidae. Gene Ontology annotation, cellular component: dynein complex. Gene Ontology annotation, molecular function: minus-end-directed microtubule motor activity; ATP binding; ATP hydrolysis activity. The record is from RefSeq and is a predicted model, not a curated record. Gene Ontology annotation, biological process: microtubule-based movement.
GCAACCAACCAUAACUUCAUUCAGUAAAUUAUCGAUAAGAUUUAUAAGAUAGUGGAAUAUUUUCAUUCAGAUCUGAUGUUCAUGGCUCACUCUUCUCUGCAACAAAAGCCACACAACAAGCCAUACUUCGUGUGAGGCUCCUCUGUGAGAAGGCCUGUAGCAGCAUAACAGGAGUGGGCGAGGGAGACGAUGGCAUUUUUUUGCUUUAUUCUGAUCAUCAGAAAACCUUCACACUGAAGGAGUUUGAAGAGAUGCAGUCAAAACAAGCACAAGAGGCAAAGGAAAAGCUAGAAGCACUAAGAGUAAAGGUGCUAGGAAUUGUCAAAGAAGCUUGUGAGAAAAUUACAGAGGAGGAGGGACUCACAGAAUGGGUUCACCCUGAAAGAAAGAAAGAAGCACCAAAGAAAAAGAAGGCAACUAAUACAGAUGGAAAGAAAAGAAAAGGCAAAGAUGGAGAUGGGCAGCCAACAUUUACACAAAUGUCUCAGUGGAGAGGUGUCCUUCAUCGUUUGACAUGUUUUAUUAGACUGAUUGACUUUCUAGUGAUGGAACUUUUAAGACGACUAGUCCUUGUAGCAUUGAGGACACUGUUAGCUCAAGUGAAGGCCUCUUCUGUGCAGGGGUCUGUUGUUCAUCUGAGUCUAAUGGAGCCAACUCUUGAUGACCAAGUCAAACCAGAUGUUGUAUUUGGCAGCGAUGAUGAAGAAGAGAAAAAGGCAGUAGAACUCUUGAAGGUGGAGCUGGUCUUAAAUGUUCCACCUAUGGAAGAUGGUGCCGAUAAGAAAACAGUCACGUUUGAUGUCCACUCUCAACGGCCAGAGACUGGAGAGAAGUCUACACUUAACACUGCUGAUGGGACAUCAUUUGUUGAUGACACAAUGACAGUCACCUCUGGAAAGGAGCCUUCAGUGACUUCUCUCAGCAGUCAUACCUCGCAGACAACCAAGUCUUUCAUUUCUCUCAAACCAACAGAACAGGAUUUUGAAACAGCUCUUUACAACAUUAUUUAUGGAUUUGAACAAACUGCAGCAUCAUUCAAAAGCUUAGUCUAUGACCCAGAGUUGUCCAUUUAUGUUAAUCCACCGACCAGCGAUGUUGUGUAUGCUUUGUCACGUGAUGUAGUUAAAGAGGAGAAAGCCAAGCGGAUUCCCUGGCCUGACUCAGAGUUGUUGUUUGGUCAGGAUCCUGAUUAUCAGAACGAUGUUGGUCAGAUAUUUCAUCAGAUCAAAGAUGAAGUGGACAAUGUCCUCAAUUAUUCAAAGAAAUUUAGAAGAUUCUGUGUUAUGGUGGACAAAUCACGUAGAGUAGAUGUGGAUGGCUCCCUUAAAGAAAGAGAAUGGGACACUGAAGAAUUCUAUGCUGUGCUUAACCAGCACACAGAGCAGGUACUUGAGAUGGCAAAGAUGACAUUGGAUAAAAGGAUUGGACUGUUUCAUGUAGACGUUACUGGAUUUAAAACCGAUUGUCUUCCCUACCCUGAAAAAAUUCUCGAAGCUGUAGGCCGACAUCUCCCCUUUAUUGCUGCCAAGAGAAAUGAUGUCCUCCUAAAUGUCAUCAAGCACGCUUCAAGGAAGCUGGACAAAAUGGCAGACACUGUAGAAGCCUUUGUGGAACAUCUCAUCUUCUUGUCACGUAUGGGAAAUGAGAUUGCUUCUUUGGAGAAAGAGUACAACAUUGUCACUCGCAUGUACAGCAUAGCACGUAACUUUGAAAUGUCCAUAUCAAAUGAAGAGCUAGCUCUCUAUCAGAUGCUUAUGCCAAGCUUUCAGCAUCUCAAGUCAACCAUUUUAUACUGUGAAGCAAAGAAGGAUGAAAACAUCCAACGGUACAGUAAGGCCCUUGAUGAUCUCAUCGGCACUGUGCGACGUGAGCUGGUCACCAUAAAGAACAAGGUCUGCUCUCCUGCUUUGCUUGAUGCUGACAGUAUCCCUCAAGUGGCCACUGAGAAGCUGAAGCUGUUGAAGGAGGACUUGGCAAACUUGUCAACCAAGGCUCGUAAUUAUACUGCUUAUCAGGACCGCUUUGGGAGUUCCAUGUCAUCUUCAUUGCAGAAGAAGGCCUUGACUGAGGGAGUUAUGCUUAGCAAAGCAGGCCAUUCAAGUCCCCAGGCCUCCUCCUUACAGUCGGAGGUAACAGAAGUUGAAAAGGACUUGACACUAAGAUGCCUUUUAUGGGAGUCCCUGCAAGAAUGGCAGGGAUUGGUCGAUCAGUGGGAGGCCACGCCCUUUGAGACUCUGAAGAUUGAUGAAGUACAACAAGAUGUCACAAGGUUUAUCCAGACAGUAUUCUUACUGGAAAAAGGUCUUCCACCCAACAAGGUUGUACCAAAACUGAAGCAGAAAGUGAUGAGCUUUAAACAGGGCAUGCCUGUUAUAACAAGCCUGAGAAAUGCUGCGCUCAGAACAAGACACUGGGAGGCGAUACAGAAUGUUAUUGGAACACGGAUAGUUCGUGACAAAUAUUUCACACUGGGACACCUUCUGCAGCUCAAGGUUUUUCAACACAAGGAGAAAAUUUCAGACAUCUCAUCUCAGGCCAGCAAUGAAGCAACUCUGGAACAAAUGCUUCAAAAGGUGAUGGACUUUUGGAACCAUACAGAUUUCCAGUUGUCUGCACAUUCUAGCCGGGAUAUUGCCAUCAUCACAGGAGCUGAUGAUAUCAUAACAUCGGUGGAAGAGAGCCAGGUCACGCUUUCUAACAUCCGAGGGUCACGCUUUGUCACGCCCAUCAAGGCUUUGGUUGAGGAUUGGGACAGAAAACUAAAACUGUUUGCAAGAACAUUAGAUGAAUGGCUUCUCUGUCAGCGAAACUGGCUUUACCUGGAAACCAUCUUUUCGGCAGCUGACAUUCAAAGGCAACUACCAAAUGAAGCUCGUCUGUUUGCUCAAGUUGACAAAUCAUGGAAAGACAUUAUGAGAAGGACUAUUGAUAAACCAAAUGCACUGAGGGCUUCAACAGCUGCUGGAGUGCUGGAAGUAUUACAAGGAAGUAACUCUCAUUUGGAGAAAAUACACAGAUGUUUAGAGGACUACCUUGAGACAAAGAGACUGGUGUUUGCACGAUUUUACUUCCUGAGUAAUGAAGAUUUACUCGAUAUCUUGGCAAAUAGCAGCAAAAACCCUGAUGCCGUUCAGCCCCAUUUGAGAAAGUGCUUUGGUAACAUUCAUCAACUCGAUAUUGUUCGUCAAGCUCAUUCACCAGCACAGAUCCAGCACAUGAUUUCAGAGGAAGGAGAGCGUGUACCACUGCCUAAGACUUUAAGAGCACGGGGAACUGUGGAGUCUUGGCUGUACAAUGUAGAGCUAGCCAUGUACGAGACUGUUAAAAUGCACCUGAAGAAGUGCUUAGUGGAUUAUGGCACAAGAGGUUACUCUGACUGGGUGUUGGCCCAUCCAGGACAAGCUGUUUUGACUGUUUCCCAAAUUGUGUUCAAUCGUGAUGUACGAAGCUGUUUCCGCACCACACGACCCAAAGAUGCUCUUGAAGGCAAGAGGGAGAAGCUAGUAUCAGUCCUUCACAGUCUGUCACAGCUGGUGACGUCAUCAUUAGUCCCUCAUCAGCAUCAGACCCUAGAGGCCUUGUUAACAAUUGAUGUACAUGCCCGAGAUGUCCUGGAUUCAAUGAUUACUAAUCAGGUCUAUCAGAUGGAGGAUUUCCAAUGGACUAGACAACUGCGUUACGAGUGGAACGAUGAUCGCCAUUCCUGCAUGGUCCGUCACAGCAAUGCAGUGUUUGAAUAUGGCUAUGAAUACCUUGGGUGUUCUCCACGACUUGUGAUCACCCCACUAACAGACAGAUGUUACUUGACCUUGACUGGGGCUCUCAACCUUCAUCUUAAUGGUGCUCCUCUAGGACCUGCGGGUACAGGCAAAACAGAGACUGUUAAAGAUCUUGCAAAGGCCAUGGGCAAACAGUGUCUUGUGUUCAACUGUUCAGAAGGUCUUGAUUACAAGAUGAUGGGCAAGUUCUUCUCAGGUUUAGCUCAGUCGGGUUCGUGGUUCUGUUUUGAUGAGUUCAAUCGUAUUGAUGUUGAAGUGCUGUCAGUCAUUGCUCAACAGCUGCAUUCCAUUAAAACAGCGAAAGACAAUGGUGUAACAAGGUUUUUGUUUGAAGGACGAGACAUCAAGUUGAAUGCCAACUGUGGAACGUUUAUAACAAUGAACCCUGGAUAUGCAGGUCGAGUUGAACUUCCUGACAAUUUGAAAUCCUUGUUCCGUCCUGUGGCCAUGAUGGUGCCUGAUUAUGCUCUAAUAGCUGAGAUCAUUUUGUUCUCCGAGGGAUUCACGGCAGCUGCAUUGUUAUCAAGAAAAGUUGUCAAUCUUUAUCAGCUGGCGAGCAAACAGCUCUCUCAACAGGAUCACUAUGACUUUGGACUUCGCGCCAUCAAAUCGGUUCUUCUCAUGGCUGGACAGCGCAGGAGGGCUGCAAGUCUCAAUAUGGAGUCUGAGUCGCUGGAAGAAGAGGAAUCUCACCUGAUUAUAAAUGCGGUCAAGGAUGCGAACAUUCCAAAGUUUGUAGCUGAGGACCUGCCGCUGUUUACUAGAAUCUUAGCUGACUUGUUUCCUGGCAUGGAUCCACCUGCUCCUGAUAGCAAGUUGCUCAAGAAAGCUGCUAAGGCUGCAUUUGGUGAGUUGUCCAUCCAGUAUUGGCCCACACAGAUCGACAAGGUGAUCCAACUAAACAGCACGUUACAAGUUCGUCACGGUGUCAUGCUUGUGGGGCCGGCUGGUGGCGGCAAAACUACCACGCGUCAGAUCCUAAAGCGCGCGCUUGUCGUCCUGCCAACCAUUCAAGCGCGGGAACAACAGCAACCGUUAGGGACUGGGGAUUACCCUGAGGAGACUGGGUCGUUGAAGACUACGAUGUCUUUUACGCGAGGCACCAAAAUUAGGCGUGGCUUGGUCAAUGUGUCCACGUUGAACCCUAAAUGUGUGACAGUAGGAGAGCUGUAUGGCGAAGUGAACCCGACCACUAUGGAGUGGAAAGAUGGUCUGUUGUCCCACAUAUACCGUAAAUACGCCAAGACUAGCAGAGGUACCAUACAGGGAGCGAGACGGAAACAGUCAAACACACCCUUACCUGCCUCGCCCAGCAGGCUGUCGAGGGCUUCAUCAGCCAAGUCUGUUGUGACCAGUGUUUCAGGCAUCAGUAUGGAAGACAGCAAUGAACUUGAAUCAGCCACUGUGAUGGAGGAAGCCAUUGGUGUCAACAGACAGGAGACACCGGUGUCAUGGAACUGGAUUGUUUUGGAUGGUCCUGUUGACACACUCUGGAUUGAGAAUCUUAACACUGUUUUGGAUGAUACCAAGGUUUGAACUGUUUGGAUAGUCCUUUUCUAUUUUUUAAAAAAACAAAAACAAAAAAAAAAAACGAAGAAAUUUGGAGGUGAAAUUAAAUGAUACUAAGGCUAUUUUCACGCCGGGUGCCUGAGCACGGAUGCCUGGGCACUGACAAAAAAAUAAUGAUGUUUUCAGACACUGGGUUCUCCAUGUACGCAAAUACCGUUUAGCGCCCAAGUACAAGGUCAAGACGGCUUGUACCCGGGCAAGGGCUCUGUGCCUGAAUUGUUAUGUGAUUACUUGGAAAAAUGACUGAAUUUAUUGUGAAAAGCUCCUAAAGGUUGUUUUUCUGACU